CGUCAUUCUUCUCGAGAGGACAGUCAAACAGCCUAUGUGCUGACAGCGCUAAAUAUCGCUCUGACUGGUGCUCUAUCAUGCUCCAACCACCGCACCCCGCUAUCCUCGUCCCCGACAUUAUCGAAGAGAUCUUCGUUCAUCUUCGGCCAUAUACCGAGGCGGAGGGCACCUCUGGUGGACAUUGGGCGGUGCUCGCCCGUGCCGCGUGCGUCUGCAGGGCGUUCCGCGAACCUGCGAUGAGGUCGCUGUGGUGGGCGAUCCCUGGUGUAGAGCCGGUAUUGCAGUUUCUUGCGGCUACUUCGCUGCUAUCAGUGACUCAGAUACCCGUGACCGAAUCUCCCUCGCGACUACUCUAUGCCGCGAUCUAUGGUGCAUCGCGAGCGGUUGACCGCUUUUACAACAUGGCGAAUACGGCUGCAACUGUCGUGCAUCCGAAGGAUUGGGAGUGUCUGUGCCGACGUGCAGCGUACACCAGGAUCAUCUUCGAAGGUUCUGCGUGCUAUCAUACUUCGUCGGAUUUCUACGUAUUUUUGAGCUACAAAACCAACGGACGGCCACUCUUCCCGAACGUGCGGGCACUGUCAUGGUACUCGGAGGCGCCCGAUCAUCUUGGCCUCCUCCCGCUGCUCUCCCCAACCGUACGGACACUCAAGCUCAGCCUGGGCCGAAACAUAGGUCUACCGGUGCCCAAUUUGUGGCAGGUGCUUCACCGGCUUCAUCCUGACGAGUUCGAGGGGGCCACCGUAGACCAAAUCUUCCAAACGGCCCUUCCCCGUCUUGGUGAACUAGUCGAGCUGGAAGUGCAAGGAUCACCCAACAUUCCCUACGCGCGGGAGGGGGAGUCGUGGGCGUGCGUCGGCAGCCUUCAACAUCUGCGGAAGCUUAACCUCGAUCACUCCUGUCUCAUCGCCAGUCCAGUUUUCCUCCAGCACCUCUCGGCGCUACCCGUCCUAGAGGAAUUGUCGUUGCACCUCCUUCGCGACGGCCCCACCGCACGAGCUAGUCUCUCCGGCUUCUCCGCUCUCGAGAAGCUUACGCUGGACGUCUGUGGUAGGUCGCACGAGGGUGUCCUUGAGCCAUUUGUCUCUCCGGGCCUGCACACGCUGUCUAUCAGGCUCGACCGCGCCCCUCAAACAGCCAUGCCCGCCAUCAUCAACCACAUCGCCCGCGCAUACCCCCAUAUCCGCUCCAUCUCGCUAAAAGAACGCUAUGGCCAAAGCUCCGAGGACCCGUCCACAAUCCCUUCUUUUGACGAGGUCUUCGCGCGACUCAUGGACCGGGCGGGGAUCGAGGAGUUCUCCCUGCAUACCUACCGCGAACUGUUCGUCUGCACUGCGAGCGACGCGGACUUCGACCGCCUCGCGCAGAGCUGGCCGCAGCUGCGCGUCUUCAGCUUCCUCUCCGCGCCGUUCGGCGCCCGGCUCACGCAUCACACCGUGCUCGCGUUCGCGCGACACUGUCCCUCCCUCCGCACGUUGCACCUCCGUGGAGUUGACUUCGAUGGGCUCACGAAGGAGGAGGCCCGAGCGCUCCCGGGGGCGUCCACGCACGCGCUGGAGGAAUUCGGCGUGUGCGCGGCUCUUUCCGGCGCUGCGCGUGCCGACGACGAAGGCGUGGAUCUGUCCGUCGUGCCAUGA
Molecule: messenger RNA, 1637 nt
Organism: Trametes versicolor FP-101664 SS1
Lineage: Eukaryota; Fungi; Basidiomycota; Agaricomycetes; Polyporales; Polyporaceae
Exons: 4
Coding region: 78-1637 (519 amino acids)
Source: RefSeq, a predicted model, not a curated record